GGGAGAGAGGAAAAAAAACAAGAGGGGGGACAGAUGACUUGGUGGAAUUGGGAUAUCACAACAACAAUCCGGAUUUGAAAUGGCGAAGCGGAGAGGACGAGGAAAAGGAGAAGAGGAGUAACGUUGCUGUCCUCCGAUUCUGCAUCCUCAUCCCCUUCAGAUCACAGCCGAGCCGAGAGGAGGAGGAGGAGGAGGAGGAGGUGGAGGAGGAGGAGGAAAAAAAAAAACAAAAAAACAUAGGAGCCGGAGAGAGAUUUUCACACUCCUCACUAUGUCUACGUCUGCCGAGGCGUGUGCGUCGGUCUGUGUGUGUCUCUGAGCUUGUUUCCAGGCCAUGCUGCUGCUGUAGGGGAAUAUCUUCAACUUCUCUGUGUUUUUUUGUUUUUUAAUGGCGUAUGAGUGCAGCAGCAGCAGCAGCAGCAGCAGCAGCAGCAUCAUCAUCCCCGUCCUGUAUCCGUCGGGAUGUGGGGAUGCUCUUAACGUCUGAUUGAGCCGAGCUGCUCUUCCGAGGGGCCUUGUGGGACCGCUGGAAAAAGAAGCCUAGGCCUCGCUUGUCUGGAGCGCCCCGACUGCACGGCUGAGGCGACGGGCCUGCACGGCUGCGCGGAGCAGGAAGGUGGAGGAGGAAGUUGAGGAGGAGGAGGAGGAGGAGGAGGAGGAGGAGGUGGUGGUGGUGGAGGAUGAGAAGCACUCUGAGCCUGCAUGCCCAUGGGAAGCAGCAUGCACGGUCGCUUCUUCUUCGCGUUUGUCACUCCAGACCUGUCGCUGAGGCUCGGAUUGCUUCUUCAAUCGUGAGGUGAUGCUCUUUACAAAAAAGCCGGCGUUUUACAUCCUAAACUGAGAGGAGAGAGGGACAGUCGAGGGAGCCCCCCCCACACCUCCACGCUACCUGCUUCAAACCAGGCCUCCUCCCUCCUCGCUCCCUCUGAGUGAACCGGGAGUUCUUGUUUUUUCUUUUUUUCUUGACGUUCUAAGGAUUUGCCCUAAACCUGUUUCAUGCAUGUCCACUGGAGGCAGGUUUGACUUUGAUGACGGGGGGUCGUACUGCGGGGGGUGGGAGCAGGGUAAGGCCCAUGGCCGGGGGGUCUGCACGGGGCCCCAGGGUCAGGGCGAGUACGCGGGGGCCUGGAGCCACGGCUUCGAGGUCCUGGGCGUGUACACGUGGCCCAGCGGGAACAGCUACCAGGGCACCUGGGCGCAGGGCAAGCGGCACGGCAUCGGCGUGGAGAGCAAAGGCCGCUGGGAGUACAGAGGGGAGUGGACGCAGGGUUUCAAAGGUCGCUACGGGCAGCUGGAGAGCACGGCCAGCGGGGCCCGGUACGAGGGAACGUGGAGCAACGGGCUGCAGGAUGGGUACGGCACCGAAACCUACUCUGACGGAGGAACCUACCAAGGCCAGUGGCUGGGAGGGAUGCGUCACGGCUAUGGCGUACGGCAGAGCGUCCCGUACGGCAUGGCCGCCGUCAUCCUCUUCCCUCUGCGAACGUCCAUAAACUCCCUCCGCUCCGAGCACAGCCACGGCCCUCCCGCUGUGCUGGAGGACGGCGCCGCCACCACGCCCACGGACAGCGUGGUGGCCGGGCUGGCGGGGAGCCCAGUGGGCCGGGGAGGGUUCGCCCUGACGGCUCCGAGCGAGGCCGAACGCCAGAGGAAGAGGAAAGGCCGCUUCCGGCAGUCCAUCCUGAGCGGCCUGAAGCUUCGGCGGUCGGAGUCCAAGAGCUCUUUGGCCAGUCAGCUCAGCAAGCAGAGCUCCUUCUGCAGCGAGGCCGGCAUGAGCACCGUCAGCUCCGCCGCCUCCGACAUCCACUCCAACGCCAGCGAGAGCGAGCAGGGCGCCCCCGUCGACGCCACCGUCACCGAGAUGUACGCCGGAGAGUGGCGCAGCGACCAGAGGGCCGGCUGGGGCGUGAGUCGGCGCUCGGACGGCCUGCAUUACGAAGGCGAAUGGGCCGCGAACAAGAGGCACGGGUACGGGUGCACCACCUUCCCAGACGGCACCAAAGAGGAAGGAAAGUACAAGCAGAACGUGCUCGUGAGUGGAAAACGCAAGAACCUGAUCCCACUGAGGGCCAGUAAGAUCAGAGAGAAGGUGGACCGGGCUGUGGAGGCGGCUGAGAAAGCCGCAGACAUCGCCAAGCAGAAAGCAGAGAUCGCCAUGUCGAGGAUGAGCCACGCUCGUGGGAAGGCGGAGGCAGCUGAAGGGGUGGCGCAGAAAGCCACGGAGGAGUGUCGCCUGGCUCGGAUCGCUGCCAAAGAGCUCUCGCCCUCCUUUCACAUCUACGGCAAUGGGCUCGAAUGUCAGAGGCCCAAGCACCAGGACGCCAAGGACAAAGACCACGAGGUCAUCUCCACGGGAACGGACAGUCCGGAGCUGUGCACUCCGGACACCACGCCGCCCGUGAUAACGCCCGAUCUCAGCCCGGUGCUGAGCGUGCCCGCCUCGCCCCCCCGCAGCCCCCCCAGACACGCCCACCGCCCCAGAAACGCUUGCUUCAUGCGGCAGAGCGCCGUGGACGAUCAGGGCGGGGCCGAGAUCCAGGUGCUGGUGGAGGGGCGGGGCGUGGACCUGCCGAGGGGAGGGGCCAACAACUGGACGGACGACAUGUACCCGGACCGAGGGGGGGGCAGCAGCCGCUCCACCACGCCGUCCCUCCUGGAGGAGCAGGAGGGCCAGAUCAACGGCCACGAGCAAGCCCCUUUACCCAACCACAAGCCGCGGGAGAAAUCCUCGUCCAAUCACAAGUCCACAAGGGAGCACGCUUCCUCCUACCGAGCGUGGGAGCACUCCUCAUCCAACCAAAAGCCCUCCAAGCACGCCUCCUCCAACCACAAGUCGAGGGAGUACUCGUCCUCCAACCACAAAACAUGGGAUCACUCUUCCACCAAUCACAAGGCCUGCGGGCAUACCUCUUCCAACUACAAGCCGCAGGUGCACAUUUUAUCCAAUCACAAGGCCUUGGAGCAUAACAUGUCCAAUCACAAGACUUCUGAGCAUGCUUCUUCCAAUCACAAGCCCCAAGACUAUAUCUCCUCCAAUCACAAUGCAAAGGACCACGUCUCGUCUAGUUACAGCCCUCGAGAGCAUGUCUACUCCAACCACCACCCAAAGCAGCACAACCCCUCCAACCACAAGCUUAGCGAGCAUGCUGUUAUCGACCAAAGGCUGGACGGCCUCACCGGGGGCUGGACCGCUGAGAGCACCCUGAGGUGGAGCCCCGCCCACUCGCGCCUCACGGAGCAGGACGAGGAGAGGAUGAACGACUACACGGUGGACAUGAGGCUCCAGUGUCCCGACUCGGGCCGUGACCGGCUGGGUCAGGAGUCCCCGGCGGCCCCCAAAAACAGCCGGCUCCGAUCCCGAGGCCUCCGGCCGGUCAGAGAGGGAUCCAUGGACUCUGUGCAGAUGCUGGACAACCUGAAUGUGGGGGCGGAGCUGGAGGAGUGGCCGCUGCACAGGGACCUCACCCUCUCCCCGCCCCUCAAGUCUCAGCCCAUCACUCUGGAGCAGGAAGGAGAGCAUCUCACCCUCAAAUCAAACUCAGGCUCCAGCUCUAUUCUGGUGGUUAUGGUCAUUUUACUCAAUAUUGGAGUAGCCAUUCUUUUCAUUCACUUCUUUAUUUAAGCUUAUACAGGUAUGAUCUACUAAGACUUAUUGAUAACUAUAUUCUAUUGUUACGUGCUGAGACGGACCGGAGCCCGCGGCCUGAGUGACGGACACAGCCGAGCCUUUCUACAGUCACAGCUACUCUGUCUUUUUCCACCAUCUGUUGACGCCCAUUUCCACCAAAAGCACCGGUUCCUUUUUGCUUAUUUUAAGCUUGCGACCAUAUGGAGAUUUAAAAAAACAAAAAAGAAGAAGAAGAAGAAGAAGGAGAAGAAAGGGGGGUGGUUAAAGAGUGCAGCUUUAAAUUAUCAUGGAUGGGAGGAGAAUAUAGCAACUCAUGAGGAACCCUCCAUCCUCAACCCUUCUUUUUCCUUUUUCCUCCCUUUUUCCAACCAGUUCCUCUAUUCGCACUAUGCGCUACACAACAGAACUAUGCUGCAAGAGUAGAUCCAUUUUAAAGGGCUCCGUCAUUAUUCUUUUCUCUUUUUUUUUUGUUUUUUUUGUUUUUUAAAUUUUUUUGUCCACCACAAAAACCUACACACAAACACACACACAACCAUUUGCAUGAGGCUGUGUGAAGUUUUAAAAAGUGCAUUUUUCUAUCCCUUUAACAUCACCAUUCUGUUCCCCCCCCCGGAUUAUUCAUCCAUCCACGUACUUAUUUUAAUCCAUCCCACCGAGAUCGACACAGUCUAGUCUAAUCCCGAAAUUUAUUUAUUUAUUUACACAAAACAUACGUGGGAAAUUUUAACGUCGAGCCAACACGAAAACAUCCGCACGCAAAAAAAAGACAAAGACACACACUAGAAACACGCUGACAUACUGAGGUGGAUUCAGCCUUGCCCCUUUGUACAGCCUGGAGACUGUUAUGUUAUAACCACUAAUUCUACUAUAUACGUGUAUGUGUCAUUAUUAUUAUUAUUAUUAUUCAGAGUUUGUUACUUUUUUGCAGUUUGCAAGACAGAGAGAAUGCUGAGUGCCUCGUAUUUAUUCAUUUUCCGUCUCAAAACUUUAUUUGAAAAUUUGAAAAACCCCCCCGAGCCUCGACGAAACCCCUGCUGACCCCCCCUACAACCUCCUCCAUCCCCCCCCCCCCCCACUCUAAAAACCUCCCCCCCCCCUCCCUCCUGAAGUCCUGACAUCCUGAAAAUGGCAUGCACUGUUUUUGUCUCCCAGUCCAAACGGGAAAAAAAACGUGGGGGUUUCUAACGGUGUCGUUUCCAGACACUUUUUUUGUUUGUUUCGGGCCGGAUGAGAUUUUUUUCAGCAUGUACGUUUAAAGCCUGCUCAACUCUGGUGUCGGUUUGUGAGUUUCUCCCCCCUCUCCCCCCUCUCCCUCUCCCUCUCGUCUCUCUUAUCCAGCAACACGAGGCUACGUGAGACACGGAGAGCGGUGUAAAAUAAAAAAACGCUAGCUUUUAACUCUCAGUGGAUAACAGAAAAACGUCCUUAUGAGUUUAUGAAUGAUAUUAAAAAGAAACUCUACUGCUACUGUAUGUUUUAUACUUCGCACCCAGUGGCAUCAUCAUGUUGUGACAUCAUUGCAUGCCCGAGCAUGCUCUUUCUUACUCUUUGGUUUAUGAGGUUGUUUCGAAGUUAAUGUGGAGAAAAUAAUGAAAUGUUUGAAAUUAA
Molecule: messenger RNA, 5236 nt
Organism: Mugil cephalus (flathead mullet)
Lineage: Eukaryota; Metazoa; Chordata; Actinopteri; Mugiliformes; Mugilidae
Gene: jph3a
Product: junctophilin 3a
Exons: 5
Coding region: 1001-3622 (873 amino acids)
Biological process (GO): regulation of synaptic plasticity
Cellular component (GO): endoplasmic reticulum membrane; plasma membrane; junctional membrane complex
Source: RefSeq, a predicted model, not a curated record